GUCCCUUCCGAACAAGUCUUCUCUUCCAGCAAAGAGAUAUGCGCACUUCAGUGUGCCAACCUCUCACCAUCAGUUCUCGAGGCCUUACAAAUGCUCAAGUUCUCUUACAAGCAAGACCGGUUGAAUUUCACGUCCCAUUUCAUUGCUGAAGAAGCGGGUUACAAUAUUUCGGGACCUGUAUCUAGGAAUGCCAUAGACGAGCUUGUGGAGGCAGGCAAGCUAGAUGAACUUGCUGAGCAUUCCGCGAAUGAGAUUGAGGAUGAGACUUAG
This is a messenger RNA of Suillus subalutaceus, 270 nucleotides long. RefSeq lists its product as uncharacterized. The annotation marks the transcript as partial. The record is from RefSeq and is a predicted model, not a curated record. The transcript has a single exon. NCBI's taxonomy places the organism in Eukaryota, Fungi, Basidiomycota, Agaricomycetes, Boletales, Suillaceae.